Messenger RNA from Fomitopsis serialis, 921 nucleotides. RefSeq lists its product as uncharacterized. The record is from RefSeq and is a predicted model, not a curated record. The transcript is spliced from 5 exons. The coding region runs from base 169 to 921 and encodes 250 amino acids. NCBI's taxonomy places the organism in Eukaryota, Fungi, Basidiomycota, Agaricomycetes, Polyporales, Fomitopsidaceae.
CGGCAGGACGUGGUACUACAUGAGGACUGCGUGGAAUCCCGUCUGGCCAGCCUGUGACCUUAUAAUCAUCGACCAGUCCUAUGUCAUGUUGAUUCACCAACCCCAGACCCGCACGGUACCACAUCAGCAGUCGCGGACCGUUGCACAUAACUACCUGUGAAUUGCUUUAUGCCGAUGAACAACUUCAGGCUCCCCGCCCUAGACGUGUCCGGCGACUUGCCAGUCGACGAAGUGAACCCAAGUCAUGUUUACGAGUCCCUCAGGUUUGAUCAGCCACAGGUGUUCGGUCUAGGAUCCUCCACGGAAGCCGCCAUGUAUCCACCGUAUGCCUUCAACACGAGCAUCGCUGACGGCGGGCAUAUAUACAACGUAUAUGACGCAGAUGUACUGGAGUUAUAUGGCGUGCAAGGUAUCGUCACGGACACGUCGGCCGCAGAAACGCCCCGAGUCGAGUCUAUGCAUAAUGUCAACAUGUUCGACGGUCAGGCCGCUAUUCCGGUGCCUCAUCAACCUGACGUGGCCGAAACGUACUCGUUGGCCGACAACGCCCAGGAAUCUUCAUCGCGUCAUGCAUCACAGCCCACGCCCGCAACCGACGAGGUGACGCACAUGACGUGCAUGUGGGAUGGGUGCGGCGCCCGUAUUCGGCUCACGAAACUCGCGAUCAAGGCCCACAUGAAGCAGACCCACCUCAAGAACGCGCGGUCCUCCGCGGACAAAGGCAAGGACAAGAUUCGCUGCGAGUGGGAUGGAUGCAGCCUCGAGGUGACCAACUUCUGGAGGCACGUAUACGAGCGACACACCCAUGUCAUGCGCAAGGUGCCGUGCGAGCAAUGCACGGAGGUGUUUACGCGGCCGGGGUCUCUGCGCAGACAUCGCCAGAGGCACCCGGCGUGUGCCCGUCCUGAAGCCACGGCGUAG